AUGGACGCCAAAACCCUUUACCCGGACUUCGACGACCUCCCCAAGGUCAAAGGUCAACCUCAAGGUUGCGCCUGGGGUCUCUUCGACAAAAACGGCGUCAAGGACGUCUACGGCACUCUCAACUUCAUCACCCCCGAGACCGUCAAGGCCGCAGCCGCUGAAGUUGAACAUGGCAUUUCGGUUUCUCUCAACUGGGCCCUAAACGCCAUCAAAUUCCCCCUAGGACACCGCCAACCUCCCGUGCACACUCCUCUCGUCAUCGGCUCCGAGAUGGGCAUGAAGGGCCUGCUCGGUUUCGACGACUCGCUCACUUUCAACACGCAGUACUCCUCGCAGUGGGACUCGCUGUGCCACGUCACGCAUUCGCACUCGGGCGAGACGUAUAAUGGGUUUGUGCCUACCGUUGAGAAACUAAGCACCACUACUUCCAGCAGUGCCCAAAGCGAAAACGAGGUGCUGCCGACCAUCGACCGCUGGCAUGAACGGGGAGGCCUGGUCGCUCGAGGCGUGUUGAUCGAUUGGAAGCGUUACGCUGAGGAGGUCAGGGGAGAGCGGAGCUUCCAUUCGUUUGACGGGUACAAGAUCACUGUGGACGAUCUGGAGGAGGCGGCGAAACACUUUGGCGUGGAGUUCAAAGCGGGUGAUGUGCUGCUGGUGCGGACGGGGAUGACGGGCGUUAUGGAGAAGCCGACGGCGGAGGAUUUUGCCAAGAUGGCCGAGUCGAAGAUGGCGGGCGUGGAGGGCAGCGAGAGGACGGCGAGGUGGGUGUGGAAUAAGAGGUUUGCGGCGGUAGCGGGAGAUGGGGCUGCUUUUGAGGCAAUCGAGUACUCGAAGGAGACGGGACUGGAUCUUGUCCUCCACCGAUACUUCCUCACUAUGUUCGGCAUGUCCAUUGGCGAGCUGUGGGACCUCGACGCCCUCAGCGAGGCGUGCAAGAAAACGGGGAAGUACAGCUUUUUUCUGAGCUCCGCCCCGCUUAAGCAUCCCGGUCUUGUCGCUUCUCCUCCCAAUGCUACUGCUGUACUUUGA
This is a messenger RNA of Sordaria macrospora k-hell, 1029 nucleotides long. RefSeq lists its product as uncharacterized. Lineage: Eukaryota; Fungi; Ascomycota; Sordariomycetes; Sordariales; Sordariaceae. Gene Ontology annotation, molecular function: arylformamidase activity. The record is from RefSeq and is a predicted model, not a curated record.